GUCCCGGUGUGUGAGGGGUGUGAAAGCGGUGCCGCCGCCGCCGCCUUCCCGUUACAGGUAGCCCCGGCCGCCGUCGCGCCUCCGGCAGCGCCAUGGAUAAGCGGUGCUAUGGGUGUGCAUCCAAGUUCUCCGUCUUCAAGAAGGAGUGUGGGUGCAAGAACUGCGGGCGCUCGUUCUGCUCAGGCUGCCUUAGCUUCAGCGCUGUGGUUCCCCGCUGUGGAAACACCCAGCAGAAGGUGUGCAAGCAGUGUCACGGGAAACUGACUGGAGAGGAAUCUCAACGCGAUUCAGCAAAAUGGUCACCACCAGAAAACUACAAAAAGCGUGUAGCAGCUUUUGAGGCUCAGCAAAAACAGCUGAAAGAACAAAAGAAGGCAGCUACAAAACCCCCGGGUCAAGCAGGCUCCAAAUACCAGGGACUCUCAAAAGAGGAUAGAGCUAUUGCAGAGAGACUGGAGAGGCUCAGGGAGGAAAGGAAACCAAAGUCCAUCCCUACUCAGGCUGAGAUCGAAGCUAGGCUGGCUGCCCUGAAGGACGACUGCCGGGGACCUGUUCCAUCCACGCAGGAGAUGGAGGACCGGUUGGCUGUCCUGCAGGGGAGAGAUCCUCCUUCCCAGGCUCCCAGACCUGUACACCAGCCUCCUGAUACCAGAAGCCUGGUCCAGCAGACAGAUGACCUUUUAACUCAACUGUCUGAGGAAGUUGCCAUUGAUGAGCAUUACAGACCAAAAGUCCAGCCUCAAGCUGUUGGCAGCCAAAGAUUGAAUGAUCUCAAUCGGGAAAGUGAAGACUGUGUUUGCCCUGCAAAUCUGGACCCAAAACAGCUAGAGGAAGAGAAGAAUAAACUUCUGGCAGAAGCUGCUGCUGAACUGCGGGAAGAGAACACGAGGCAGGAAAAGGUCCUACAAGUGGCCAAGAGACUGGCAGCACUCAGAGGCGAGGACCCUGAGAAAGUUACACUGGAAACCUAUAAACUUCCUGACAGCGAUGAGGAAGUUGCUGAGGAGGAAGCCAUUCGCAGAGUGCUACAACAGCUCACAGAGGAAGCAGCCCUGGAUGAAGCAAGUGGAUUCAACAUUCCUCCAGAUCAGACCACCCAACCAGGACCCUCGCAACAGAAGCUGCAUAAGAAAGCAAAGCAAAAGAGCCAGACUCCAACCAUCCCAGCUCUUGUCAGGGCAGAUGACAGUGAUGAGGAGGAGUUACCCUGGUGCUGUAUCUGCAACGAAGAUGCCACUUUGCGCUGCCACGGCUGCGACGGGGACCUCUACUGCCAGCGCUGUUUUCGGGAAGGCCAUGAUGAGUUUGACCUGCAGGACCACCACACCUCCCGCUAUCAUCUUCCUCGCAAGUAGAGUUGAUCGCUCUCUUCACGGGCAGAAAAGGAGACGGAGAACGGGAAAAGAGAAGAGUUGUCCAGAUGGGAAGAGUCCAAGUGGAUUUGCAGCGAAAACGGGUGAUGUUUUGGACAGUUAAAGAAUGUGCUGUAAUCUGAGAGAGUCUUGGAGGGUGUGUGACUUUGUCCUCAAAAAUACAAGCAGAGAAGUGCAGGGUUUGCUGUGCAUGCUUGGGGAUAAAUGAGGACUUCAUAUGAGGAGGUGGAUACAAGUCUAUAAAUACAGAUGGUAAGGCAAUGCGGGUAACAGUAAAGAUGUGUGUUUAAGGCACUACUGACUGGCUCAUAAGUAACUUCCUGCUUUUGCUAACAGCUUGCACACUGGCUCAACAGGCAGCAAAGCACUUUGCACUAAGAAAACUAUCUAUAUUGUGAUCACGUGUGUGAUGAGAACUUCCAAAGCAUAAUAAAAACCUAUUUACGGAGGCCUGUGGUUAAAAUCUCGCCUGGAAAUGCCUGACAGCCCUUUACAAAGUGUUGCCUUUUUGCAAUGGUAUCUUAGUCCUGGUGUCAAGUGGCUUAGGGUAAGAAAUGAAGGAUCAUGAAGGCAUCAAAAACGUUUCUAUGGUGUGGUUGGAAAAGGUGCAGGGGCUGCUCUGUCUUGAUGGGCAGUGUUGCUCAUGUACAUGAAAUAAAGGCUGUUUUGUAAAGGUAAUUUGCUACUGAUGCACAGCAUUGUGGUCUGCAGUGGCUGUGCCCAGGUUCCGUGUGGUCUGUAAGAGCAAUACUUUAAUCUGGAAGAGUUGUGUAUUGGUCUGAAAGUGGGUUUUGGCUCUGUUUAUUAUUAUUUGGUCCCCUGGUAGGAUAAAGAUGUUACCUGUGUGAUUCUCUUUAUCUGGCUACGAUUCUAAGUUUGGUUUAAUAUUCUCAUAACCCUCCCUGGAGUUAGUCCAGGUGCAAGUGGCACUUGCCAGUGAGCAAAGCACCCAGAAAUGAUUCAAAUACCCAACUAAACAUGCCCUAAAUUGGCUCUAAUGUCCCAUGAGGCUGAGCUCUACCCACGACUAUAAUGUGACUUCGAAGAUGGCUCUCUAAGUUUGAAAAAUUCCAAUGGCAAAAAAAAAAUCAAAGCUUUGUCUUUGACAGGGAGUUUCGAAUGAAUCUUGCCUGUCUGGUUUGAGACUGCCGCUCCCAGCUGUCUGCCCUGCCCCUGUCCUCAAGGUCACCUCCUCUGUAGUGGAUGGAAAGAAAGAAGUCUUGAUGAGCUCCUGAGAACUGUAUUCAACUCUCCUCAGCCAGCAUGGAAAUUCUUAGAAGAAACUAAAGGAAGGACAUGCUGAUCCCCAGGUUAACAUGCCCUUUAAGAA
This is a messenger RNA of Calidris pugnax (ruff), 2703 nucleotides long. It is a transcript of the gene ZFYVE19, whose product is annotated as zinc finger, FYVE domain containing 19. Bases 93 to 1355 code for a protein of 420 amino acids. The record is from RefSeq and is a predicted model, not a curated record. Gene Ontology annotation, biological process: mitotic cytokinesis checkpoint signaling; abscission. Gene Ontology annotation, molecular function: phosphatidylinositol-3-phosphate binding; metal ion binding. Lineage: Eukaryota; Metazoa; Chordata; Aves; Charadriiformes; Scolopacidae. The transcript is spliced from 12 exons. Gene Ontology annotation, cellular component: midbody; centrosome; cleavage furrow.